Molecule: messenger RNA, 2223 nt
Organism: Penicillium diatomitis
Lineage: Eukaryota; Fungi; Ascomycota; Eurotiomycetes; Eurotiales; Aspergillaceae
Exons: 1
Coding region: 1-2223 (740 amino acids)
Source: RefSeq, a predicted model, not a curated record
AUGGCUCCACUAGGCGAACCCCAGACUGGAAUUCACUCAUUCUCAUUCUCACGAUCCACACCUUCUCGUGCUCAUCAGCCCAACCAUAAUAACCCAACCCAUAUAAGGGACUAUAUCAAUACCGGCACCUUCGUGCAGCUUCUCGCCGGCACGGUCGGAAUUUUUAUUCUCUCUGUUCUUUUCUGGAAGACCGGUCAGUUUCUGCGGGCCCGGACCAGACACCGAGUACUGCAAGAGGGCAAACAACCGACAAGUCGAUUCGCCAGGACUUGGUAUGGCUGGGUGCCCCUCGAGAUACACGAGAGGAACAAGAGUCGAUUUCGGAAAGCAUUUCGAUACAUACUGGACUGGUUCUCCUGGGAGUCUCCAAGAACAAGUUAUGAGUGGAUGUGGUGGGACCCGGGCUGUGAGGCGAGAGAUGAACGACGAGCCAGACGCAAGCGACUUCGCUUGCUCCCACGAUUUCUUCAAAGCACUGAAUUCACUCCAGCUUUCUCCGCCGCUUAUCCUCGAUCUUCAGUAGAAUGUCAUGGGGCAUUGAUGAGCGGUAACAGCGGCCCCAACUCGCAAGACAUUCGACCUGCAUCUGAAUGGGAGACGGCCGUCAAUGCAUGGUCCCAGCCUGCUGAGUUGUUUGAUGGACGCUCAAAUAGACCCACGACGUCCAUGCCUCACCACAGGCUCCAUUCGUUUCCAGAGGAGCUCACGCAAAGACGCAGCAGCCCGGUUGGAGAAGGCGCGAGGCAUUCAGGAGUAAGGAAAAAUGCAUCUCACUUGACUUUGCCAUCCAAGAUUCAUUCAGUCUCCUCAUCGGUCAAUGGGCGGCGCGACUACCGCAGAGAUGACAUGUGGCAGCUCAACAGAAGACCGCGUAUCCGCCACUUGUCACUGGCAUCAUUCGAAUCAGAGAACACUCAGAUUGCGGAGUACGAUGGUGGGCUCGGUCCCGCGCUUGCGUCCCACACUCGACAUGACUGCUCUAGCAUCCCUUCGACGCUUUCAUCGAGAAAAAGCCACCGACCAAUGCGCAGAUACAGUGCCUGGUCAGCGAAGAUGCAGAUAGGAGUGCGCUCGUAUGUGGAACAACGCCGCAAAGAUUCAUCUGGGCCUCCAGGGACCCCAGCUACCGCCGUCUGGACGACCAGUCGCUCAGAGCAAAGCAUUUGGGACCUUCACCAAGCCCAAAUGAUGACCAAUAACCGAGCGUCUAAAUCGACAUUCGAAAACACGCCGGUCUCAAUGGCCGCUGCUCCCGGAUCCAAGCUCAUUGAAAGACAAAUAACACUUACGGUUGACCAUACGUCUGCCAAUUCUGGAAGAUUCAACACCGCCCCAGUCCGAGUUCGGCCCCCGGGAAAGCCGAAGUCAUUUGUGAUGCACACCUCGAAUGAGCCCCUACACUCCUGGCACGGAAGGCGCGGUGUUUCACCGAAAGAUCUGACCGUGCAAGUAUUACCCGGCAGGGCCAGACGCUCCACAAGAUCUCAAGCCACGCCAAAUUGCAGGCGUCUUCGACGUAAAGGCCGCGAAAAGGUGCCAUUUCCGACUGCGAAGCUCAGCGACUGGGAACUACGCCUGAUUGACCAACUGAACCGCAAGGUGAAAUGGGUGUAUGACGAGAUGACCCCUGGCCACAGACCGUAUCAAUUCAGUCUCCUUGCCAACCAUUGGCUCAAUACAGCCACAUGGGUGGUGACUGAUCCCGUCUCGAGGGUAUCCACUGACUAUCGUCGGCGUUGGGGGGACCCCCGAUUCCCACUGCCUGGGAGCAGCGACAGCGGUGUCCCGAGGCCCAAAUACGCUAAGAACCGCCAGAGGAGGGCUCGAAUCCCACGCAUAGAUUCAUGGCGGAUUGCUGUAAAUCGACAAAGAAAAGUUUCUGGAAACAGAAAUAUCCUUCACUCAGUUGAGCUGUACGAAGAGUCAGCCGAAGAACCUCCAGAUGGGCACACCGACCCGGCGGCAUGGAUGCUACCGAAGCCACCGCAAGGACAUGCGAUGUCAAACAAGCAAAAGAACGCGUGGUAUGACGGAGGAGCAGGUUGGCAGGAAAAACUGGAGGAUUGGCAGCAGGUCGGCCGAGGAUAUCGCCUUGAUAAGUUCAUCCACGAAGGCCGUGCAAACCGGACCCGUGUCAGGGAGGUAGCGUCGUCCUUUCAGAGAGGCUGCCUCGCUGCGUCCCUGGCACUGCUUCCAAGGGAGCGAGCACGCUCACCAACUUGA